This is a messenger RNA of Malania oleifera, 3126 nucleotides long. RefSeq lists its product as uncharacterized. Gene Ontology annotation, biological process: proteolysis. The coding region runs from base 351 to 2675 and encodes 774 amino acids. Gene Ontology annotation, molecular function: dipeptidyl-peptidase activity; serine-type peptidase activity. The transcript is spliced from 6 exons. The record is from RefSeq and is a predicted model, not a curated record. NCBI's taxonomy places the organism in Eukaryota, Viridiplantae, Streptophyta, Magnoliopsida, Santalales, Ximeniaceae.
CAUUUCCCGGGAUUCCAUGUUGCCAUUUCCUCCCACCCAAACAGCAUAGCCAAUAGUUCCAAAACACCUCCCCAGAUCUCCCCACAAUUCAAUUGCCGGAAAAUUUCAUUUCCCCGUCGCGCGUCCACUCCUCGCCUAUUUAUCUCCUCCUCAGAAUCCAAAUCCAAUGGCCGACAUCGCGACUCUCCUUUCCAGGUUCGAUUCCGAUCGAAUUCGACUCAGUUUGUUUGCUAAUCGCCGUCGGUUCUUCCUGUAGUUUUGAUGGCUAUUAUCAAAAUUUGACGCAGUUUUGUACUCCAUUAAUAUCGCGGUUCUGUGUAUAAUUUAUCAAUUUUGAUAUCACUUUUGUAAUGCUACCUACUGAGGACCAGAAGAAGAAGAAUUUGAAACGUUCAAGAUCAUUUCCUUGCGGUAUGCCUGUGACAGACACCACCAUUGCUCAAACUCUCGAUGAUCGUAUUCUUUUCCCAGUUGAAGAGAUAGUUCAGUAUCCAUUGCCGGGUUAUGGUGCCCCAACUUCGAUAAAUUUUAGUCCUGAUGGUAGUUUGAUAACAUACUUAUUUAGUCCAGACAACAAUUUGAACAGGAAGGUGUUUGCAUUUGAUGUAAAAUCUUGCAAGCAAGAUCUGUUUUUCAGUCCACCUGAUGGUGGGCUUGACGAGAGUAAUAUAUCGGCAGAAGAGAAGCUCUGGAGAGAAAGGUCAAGGGAGCGCGGGUUGGGAGUUACCCGAUAUGAAUGGGUGAAGAUGAGUGCAAAGAAGAAAAUCAUCAUGGUUCCUUUGCCAGCUGGGGUAUAUUUCCAGGAGUUGUCUGGUUCGUCAGAACUCAGAAUUGAGAGUGCAUCGUUCUCACCAGUUAUUGAUCCGCAUCUUUCCCCCGAUGGCACUAUGCUUGCUUACAUAAGAGAUUAUGAGUUGCAUGUUAUACAUAUAUUGUAUAAUGAUCCAAAACAAUUAACAUUUGGAGCCAAUCGAAGUGCUGUGACUCAUGGGCUUGCUGAAUAUAUAGCUCAGGAGGAGAUGGAUCGGAAGAAUGGAUACUGGUGGUCUCUGGACUGUAGAUUCAUUGCAUUCACAGAAGUUGAUUCAUCUGGUGUUCCUCUUUUUAGGAUCAUGCAUCAAGGUAAAAGCUCUGUUGGUUUGGAGGCACAAGAAGACCAUGCUUAUCCUUUUGCAGGAGCUUCAAAUGUCAAAGUUCGUCUUGGGGUAGUUUCUGUCCGCGGAGGUCCAGUUUCUUGGAUGGACCUCCUUUGUGGAGGAGGGGAUCAAAAUAACAAUGACGAAGAAUAUUUGGCCAGAGUAAAUUGGAUGCAUGGAAAUAUCCUCAUAGCUCAGGUUUUGAACAGGCGCCACACUAAAUUGAAGGUUGUUAAGUUUGAUAUAAGGACAGGUCAAAGAAAAGUUUUAUUGGUGGAAGAACAUGACACCUGGGUGAAUUUACAUGACUGUUUCACACCUUUAGACAAAGGGGUCACCAAAUAUUCAGGGGGGUUUAUAUGGGCUAGUGAAAAAACAGGAUUUAGACAUCUUUAUUUGCAUGAUGCAAAUGGGACUUGCUUAGGACCUAUUACUGAAGGUGAGUGGAUGGUUGAGCAAGUUGCUGGUGUGAAUGAGGCUGCAGGGCUUUUAUACUUCACUGGGACUUUAGAUGGACCUUUGGAAUCUAACCUUUACUGUGCUAAACUGUUCCCCGACUGGAGCCAUCCUCUCCUGGCCCCAUUGAGACUUACUCAUGGCAGGGGAAAACAUGUGGUUGUGCUUGAUCAUCAGAUGAAAAGUUUUGUUGACAUUCACGAUUCCCUGGAUUCUCCUCCUAGGGUUCUACUUUGCUCUUUAAAUGAUGGGAGCUUAAUUGUGCCUCUGUUUGAGCAGCCAUUCACUGUUCCAAGAUUCAAAAGGCUCCAACUGGAGCCUCCUGAGAUUGUUCAAAUACAAGCAAAUGAUGGGGCUAUUUUAUAUGGUGCUCUGUAUAAACCUGACGCAGCAAGAUUUGGACCUCCACCAUACAAAACCCUAAUUAGCGUGUAUGGUGGUCCUAGUGUCCAGCUUGUCUGUGACUCCUGGUUGAAUACAGUUGACAUGAGGGCACAGUAUUUGCGAAGCAAAGGCAUUUUAACAUGGAAGUUAGACAACAGAGGAACUGCUCGACGCGGACUAAAGUUCGAAGGUGCACUUAAACACAAUGUGGGACUAACUGAUGCUGAGGACCAGCUGACUGGAGCUGAAUGGCUCAUAAAACAAGGAUUAGCCAAAGUGGGCCACAUUGGGUUGUAUGGGUGGAGUUAUGGUGGAUAUCUUUCAGCCAUGACCUUGGCCAGGUUUCCCGAUGUUUUCCGGUGUGCGAUCUCCGGUGCCCCGGUCACAUCCUGGGAUGGGUACGACACAUUCUACACUGAGAAGUACAUGGGGUUGCCUUCUGAAAAUCAGGCAGGUUAUGACCGCAGCUCCGUGAUGCACCAUAUACAGAGGAUGAAAGGUAGAUUGUUACUAGUGCAUGGAAUGAUUGACGAAAAUGUGCAUUUUAGGCACACUGCGAGGCUUGUGAAUGCACUUGUGGGAGCCGGGAAGCCUUAUGAACUGCUGAUUUUUCCCAAUGAACGUCACACGCCACGCAAGCUCAGGGACCGAAUAUAUAUGGAAGAGAGGAUCUGGGAUUUCAUAGAGAGGAAUUUGUAAAGAGAUUGUGAUUGUGCUGCUGCUGUUGUUUUUGUAACCUUCUCUUUGUUGUUGGGAUGGAGGAGAUGCCCUGUUGGAUCCCCAUUUUUCUUUCGAGUAAGGAUCGAGUAUUGCCAUUCCCGUCAAUUAUGCCAUAAAAGGGACAUGAUGUGGUUUUUGUGAGUCAGCUGUGUUGUAUCCCAUGCAUCCGAUGCAAUGGAGAAAGGCGGUUUCAUGCUGCAAUGAAGACUCCUCGGCUUUUUGCUAUUUAGAGUUCAGUAAGAUGGGAUUAUGGGGCUCUGUGAAAAUUGAGUUUUUUUUUUUUUGGGUGUAGAAAUUGGGUAAUUGAACGAGUCUGGUUUGAUCUCUGUGGGACAAUGUAGAUCAUAAGUUAAAUGUAUCCAUCUUUUGGUUGUUAGAUCUUAAAAAGAGAAUAAAAAAAAGGGUUCAGACAGGCUUAUUUAUUGUUUAA